GGCAGUUGGGGGGGCCGCUUCCAAUCUCCCAAUGCCGAGGCGGAGGAGAGGACGAAAGGCGAUGGCGUCGGUCGGAGGGAACCGGUCGCCCGGGGCCAAAGGCGGACAGCCCCAGCGCAGAAGGAUGCCGCGCCAGGCCAGGCAGUGGUGCCAGAUCGAGAGUUGCGAGAGUGGGCGGGGGCGUCCGCUGCGGGACGGCGAGAGCUGGUUCCUCGUGGAUCGGAGCUGGUACAAGCGGUGGGAGGUGUACGUCCAGGUGGAAGAGGAAGACCCCAGCAUCAUCCCUGGCUGCAUCAACAAUGACCAGCUCUUCGAAGACACUGUAAACUGGCACCUCAAGAAGGGACUGGUGGAAGGCGAAGACUAUGUGCUGCUUCCCACCACUGCCUGGAACCACCUGGUCAGCUGGUAUGGCCUAGAGCGUGGCCAGCCGCCCAUUGAGCGCAAGGUCGUGGAUUUCCGUGGCAGCUGUGAGGUCGAAGUGUACCCAGUAGAACUACUGCUUGCCCAGCACAGUGAUAUGGACACAGCUCACAGCGCUCAAUUCAGCCAGACAGACUCCCUGGACCGAGUUUUGCGAACCGCUCAAGACCAGUUCGUGGUGAGCCCCCAAGAAGAGACACGGCUUUGGAUAAAAAACGCAGAGGGCUCCUUUGAGAGGCUGUGUAACACACGUGUCACCUUGCGCGACACUAACGUCGAGUCUGGGCAGGUGGUUGUCAUGGAGACCCGAAGCAAGGAUGGCACCUGGCCCAGCCAACAGACACGCGUCGCGAGCAACGGGCCGAAGGAGGAGGAGGAACUCCAGGGCCAGCCGGGCAUCUGCGGUCUCACCAACCUGGGCAACACGUGCUUCAUGAACUCAGCGCUGCAGUGCCUGAGCAAUGUGCCCCAGCUCACCGAGUACUUCCUCAAGAACCGCUACCUGGAGGAGCUCAACUUCUGCAACCCGCUGGGCAUGAAGGGUGAGAUUGCCGAGGCCUACGCGGACCUGGUGAAGCAGGCUUGGUCCGGCCACCACCGCAACAUCGUGCCCAAUGUAUUCAAGACCAAGGUGGGUCACUUCGCCUCCCAGUUUCUUGGCUACCAACAACAUGACUCCCAGGAGCUGCUGUCAUUCCUGCUUGACGGGCUGCAUGAGGACCUCAAUCGCGUGAAGAAAAAAGAAUACGUGGAGCAGUGUGAUGCUGCUGGACGGCCUGACCAAGAAGUGGCCGUGGAGGCCUGGCAGAACCACAAGCGGCGGAACGAUUCUGUGAUUGUGGACACUUUCCACGGACUCUUCAAGUCCACGCUGGUGUGCCCCGAUUGUGGCAACGUGUCCGUGACCUUUGACCCCUUCUGCUACCUCAGUGUCCCCCUGCCUGUGAGCCACAAGCGGGUCAUGGAGGUCUUCUUUGUCUCCAUGGACCCCCGCCGCAAGCCAGAACAGCACCGCCUCGUGGUCCCCAAGAAAGGCAAGAUCUCCGAUCUGUGCAUGGCCCUGGCCAAGCACACUGGGGUCUCGCCAGAAAGGAUGAUGGUAGCUGACGUGUUCAGCCACCGCUUCUACAAGAUUUUCCAACUAGACGAGUCUUUGAGCACCAUCUUGGACCGGGACGAUAUUUUCAUCUACGAGGUGUCAGGCAGGUCUUCUAUCACGGAGAACACCAGGGAAGACGUCGUGAUCCCCGUGUACCUGCGAGAAAGGACCCCUGCCCGUGACUACAACAACUCUUACUAUGGCCUCAUGCUCUUCGGACACCCGCUCCUGGUGUCCGUGCCCCGGGACCGCCUGUCCUGGGACGCCCUGUACCACAUCCUGCUGUACCGCCUCUCCCGCUAUGUGACCAGACCCAGCUCUGACGAUGAGGAUGAUGGCGAAGACAAAGGUGAGGAAGGAGGCGAGAGGCUAGACAAGGAUGAAGAUAUGGAGGGUGGUAAGAACAUCCCCAAGUCCGGAAACAUGGCUGGCGGCAGCUCCCAAGACCCUGGGCCGGAUCAGGCUGGGCCCAGCUCUGGAGUCGCCAGUGGGAGCCGGGUCCCUGCGGCCAGCUCCCCUGGACCAUCUAACUGGCCCCAGAGAGCGCGGCGCAAGCACCUGUUCACCCUGCAAACGGUGAACUCCAACGGGACCAGCGACCGCUCCAACUUCAACGAGGACACUCAAGCCCAGCCCUAUAUCGCCAUCGACUGGGACCCAGAGAUGAAGAAGCGUUACUACGACGAGGUGGAAGCUGAGGGCUACGUCAAGCAUGACUGCGUGGGGUACGUGCUGAAGAAGGCUCCUGUGCGGCUCCAGGAGUGCAUUGAGCUCUUCACCACCAUGGAGACCCUGGAGAAGGAGAACCCUUGGUACUGCCCCAACUGCAAGCAACACCAGCUGGCCACCAAGAAGCUGGACCUGUGGACACUGCCUGAGACUCUCAUCAUACACCUGAAGCGCUUCUCCUACACCAAGUUCUCCCGAGAGAAGCUGGACACCCUUGUGGAGUUCCCUAUUCGGGACCUGGACUUCUCCGAGUUUGUCAUCAAGCCGCAGGACGAGUCGGCCCCAGAGCUGUACAAAUAUGAUCUUAUUGCUGUGUCCAACCAUUACGGCGGCCUGCGUGAUGGACACUACACAACAUUCGCCUGCAACAAGGACAGUGGGCAGUGGCACUACUUUGAUGACAACAGCGUCUCGCCUGUGACGGAGAAUCAGAUUGAGUCCAAGGCAGCCUACGUCCUCUUCUAUCAACGCCAGGAUGUGGCGCGUCGUCUGCGAACCAAGCCCCAGCCUGGCCAAUCUGACCCGCCAGCACCUGCCUGUGACCCCCUUCCUGAGUCCAUGGAUAUAAACUGAACCACCUCGGCCUACGGCAGGAAAGGAAGCUCUCUCUGCUCUCUUCCUUCCCCCUCCGCUCCUGUCCUCCUCACCGUGUAGGUGCCCCGUGCAGGCAUCGCAGGCUUAGUGUGGCUACUGUUCUCUCGUGCCGCCGUAUCGCUCUUUCCGGGGGGGAAGAGGUUGUGUGUCCUCCCAGCAGUGUGUCCCUGCCUGUGCUUGCCCCUUAGAGCAUUAGCCUUCCCAUCGCUCCUGUAUUUAUGGUGGUUCCCUCUCCUGUGUCGUUCCUCUAGGCGUGUACGGAAGGGGGGUGGUGGCACACCUCAGCACAGAGUGUAUUUUCUUAUUGAGACCCUGUACUUCGCGCUGUGUACAUAUAAAGUGCCCGUGUGUCCCUCGGCA
Messenger RNA from Pipistrellus kuhlii (Kuhl's pipistrelle), 3205 nucleotides. RefSeq names its product ubiquitin specific peptidase 11 (gene USP11). Gene Ontology annotation, biological process: protein deubiquitination. Gene Ontology annotation, molecular function: cysteine-type deubiquitinase activity. Lineage: Eukaryota; Metazoa; Chordata; Mammalia; Chiroptera; Vespertilionidae. The transcript is spliced from 21 exons. The record is from RefSeq and is a predicted model, not a curated record. The coding region runs from base 32 to 2824 and encodes 930 amino acids.